Cajanus cajan (pigeon pea) is the source of this 2352-nucleotide messenger RNA. The record is from RefSeq and is a predicted model, not a curated record. NCBI's taxonomy places the organism in Eukaryota, Viridiplantae, Streptophyta, Magnoliopsida, Fabales, Fabaceae.
AUGGCUGAAGAAGAACAUCAAGAAAUGGGCAUUGAUAAUGUGGAUGAAAUUGAAGGAAAAAAAAUUGAUAUGAUACAUGAUACAAUUCCUAGUCAAUUUAUACCAAAAGUUGGGAUGGAGUUUGAGACUGAAGAUGCAGCAUAUAAUUUUUACAAUGAUUAUGCUUAUAAAGUGGGUUUCAGUGUGAGGAUUAGCAAAGGGCAUAAAGAUAAAUAUGGGAAGAUAGUUAAUAGAGUAUUUUGUUGUUCAUGCGAAAGAUAUCGUGGGAAAGAUAAGCGAGAAGAUAAUGUCAAAAAUCCUCGACCACAAUCAAGAUUUGGUUGUUUGGCAAAGAUGAAAGUUAAUAGUCGUUUAACAGGAAAGUAUCGUGUAACUGAAUUUAUUGCCGAGCAUGCACAUGAGACUACAACUCCUAGUAAGAGUCAUUUGCUUAGAUCUCAAAGGAAAAUGACUAUUCCUCAAGUAGCCGAGGUUCAUUUAGCUGAUGAUUCUGGAAUUACUCCAAAAGCAAGUUGUGAGUUAAUGGCUAGGCGAGCUGGUGGUCGUGAAAAUCUUGGAUUCAUUCCUGAAGACUAUAGAAAUUAUUUACGUUCCAAGAGAACAAUGCAAAUGAAGUCAGGAGAUACAGGUGGUGUGCUAGAGUACUUGCAAAAAAUGCAAUUAGAAGAUUCUAAUUUCUUUUAUGCAAUACAAGUCGAUGAGGAUGACUUAAUUACUAAUAUCUUUUGGGCUGAUGUGAAGAUGAUGAUUGAUUAUUCAUAUUUUGGUGACGUUGUUUGUUUUGAUACUACUUAUAGAAAAAAUAAAGAAGGUCGUCCAUUUGCAAUGUUUGUUGGAGUCAAUCAUCAUAAGCUUACCAUUAUUUUUGGAGCAGCAUUAUUAUAUGAUGGAACGGCUAAAAGUUUUAUUUGGUUGUUCAAUACUUUUGCUAAAGCUAUGUCAGAAAAGAAACCAAAGACUAUUCUUACUGACCAAGAUGCAGCAAUGGCAAAGGCAUUAGCUUUGGUAUGGACAGAAAUAUGCCACCGUCUUUGUAUUUGGCAUUUGUAUCAAAAUGCAUUAAAGAAAUUGAGUAUAGUGUUUGGGAAGUUUCAAGAUUUCAGUAAGGAUUUUAAUAAAUGCAUCUAUGAAUAUGAAGAGGAAGAAGAGUUUAUAAUAGCUUGGAGCAAUAUGCUUGAGAAAUAUGAUCUUAAAGAUAAUAGUUGGUUGAAACAGACUUUUGCUUUAAAGGAGAAAUGGGCAUUAGUUUAUGGUCGAGAGAACUUUUGUGCAGACAUGACUACCACACAACGAAAUGAGAGUAUGAAUAAUGUAAUUAAAAAAUAUGUGAGUUAUCAACAUGAUUUACUAAGAUUUUUUCAUCAUUUUCAGAGAAUGGUAGAAGAUCGUCGAGAUGAGGAAUCAAAGGCAGAUUUUAAAGUAACCCAAAGAAGUUUAAUUCUGUCAUUUGAUGUGGAAAUUCUACGGCAUGCGGCAACAAUUUAUACUCCUGCAAUAUUUAAGAUGAUCCAACACGAGGUAUCAAGUGGUUAUGAUUGUAGUAUGUAUAUUUCCUCUCAAAAUGGGGAAGUUACUGAAUAUAAAGUUACCUCAUAUAAGAAGUUAUUUCAACAUACUGUCCAUUAUGACUCCUCUAUUGGUUCAGUGAAGUGUAGUUGUAAAAGGUAUGAGUUUGCAGGGAUUUUAUGCUCACAUGCUCUCAAAGUUCUCUCUUCAAGAAAUGUUAUGAAAAUACCUGCUAUGUAUGUAUUAAAGAGAUGGACAAAACAUGCAAAAAUGGGAAAUGGCAUACCAACUAACCAUUCUAUAAUCCAUGAGGACCCUAAGGCAAAAAUAGGUAUGCGCUAUAAAGACAUAUGUAGGAUGCAAGUUCAGUUAGCAACUAAAGGAGCGAUAACUGAAGAAACAUAUAAUAUAGCUAUUAGUUAUUUGACCAAGGCCAUGAAUGAUAUAGAUGUCUGUCUUGAAGGUAGAGACAAGGAAGUUAGUACUAGUGAUGGUUCACUUAUAAAUAUUGAAAAAGGUUGGUGUAGUGGGAAUAAGGAUAAUGUGAAAGGAAUAAAGACCAAAGAAAGAUUUCGAGGAUCAUCUACUAGGCCAAAAGGUAUUCUUGAAAGAAGAAAAAAGAAGAAAACUAUGCAACAAGAUGAACCUUCCAUUAAGAACUUAGAUAAUGAAUUGCCUUCAUCUCAAUUUAAUAAGUUUCCCACAUAUGUUGCCAACAAUACAUUCAUGGAGUCAAGUAGUAAGAUGAGCAUGACAGAGUUGUUACAGGCACAACUAUCUAGCAUUGAACAUGGAACAAAUGAUGUUACAAAAUCUGAAAGCAAAGAAGGACAAAAUGAUCUGUGA